AUGCACACAAGUCAAAGGCGAAAUAGCAAGGAACAAUACAACCUUCAAGUUAGCGGAUGUCAAGUUAUUGUUACAAAAUGCUAUCAACAACGUAUCCAUCAGCAAAAAUGUAUUCAACACGUCAUCAAGGAGGAGCAGAGAAUGUGGGAUCUGGAUACUCACAUAGACAUUAUUGUUGAACCAGUUGUGAUUGAGUUAAAUAGCGACGACUCUGAUUCGUCUAGUCAUGACUCUGAUAUUGAAUAA
This is a messenger RNA of Acanthoscelides obtectus, 246 nucleotides long. The record is from the annotation of a GenBank genome assembly. NCBI's taxonomy places the organism in Eukaryota, Metazoa, Arthropoda, Insecta, Coleoptera, Chrysomelidae.